AUGGAAAAGGAGCUUAUCUCCGGAGAUGGUUUAAAUCAAGGCGACAUUGUGCAGAUAGACGAAGCAGUUCAAAUGUACGAUUUCGAUACAGAUGAUACACUAUCUAUAGAACUUGCCAAUUCAGGAGAAGCGAUUGGAGUGUUCGAACUCCACAAGGAUUUGAUAAUUUCAAAAACUAAUCAAAAGGAGGUUAUGGCUGGACAAGUUUAUAAGGAUAAGGCUACAUUGAAAGAGGUGAUGGAGAAUUAUGCUAUAGCUCAAAGGUUUCAAUUCCGUGUUGAUCGGUCUAAUGCUGUCAGCUAUGCAUUAAUAUGUAUUUCAGAAGAUUGUGAUUGGAGGUUUAAGGCUUCAAGCAUUAACAAAUCGGAAUUAUUCAAGGUGAGAGAAUUCAAUGACAACCAUACAUGUCCGCUGAAGGAUAAAGUGUACGAGCAGCAGUAG
Nicotiana tabacum (common tobacco) is the source of this 441-nucleotide messenger RNA. NCBI's taxonomy places the organism in Eukaryota, Viridiplantae, Streptophyta, Magnoliopsida, Solanales, Solanaceae. The record is from RefSeq and is a predicted model, not a curated record.